CGCUCACAAGUUGCACAGCGAUGCUUUGUAAGCAAAAUACGAGAAAUGAAGUAAAGGAACAUUGUCAAUUUCUGCUACAGCCCUCGAGCUGCCUAAGCGACAAGGAGGAAGAUGAAAUCUAUGGCUUUGGCUAUGGGGUCUUUGGUCGUCAGAUGUUGCAACACAGGCAACAAAAACUCGCCCUCUCAACCCAAAAUAGUACCUCGACAACUGCAGCACAUCAACCUACAUAUCAGAGUUGUCUGAGCCCGAGAUCCGCGUUCUUCUACGAGUUCCCGCCUAACGAACAAGGUCAAAAUACGAGUAAAAAGAAAACGACAUUUUCGAGACUUCUGCGAGGGUUGAAGACGCAUAAAAAAGAGAAACAGGGUCAAACACAGAGUUCGCCGAAACAUAAUCGAUCCAGAAUGGGAGUUCCUCAAAGGGUGGACACGCCCGACAGUGUUUUACAGAGUGGUUUAGGCCUCGGACCAGACAUGGGUCAUACGAUCUUGCGAUCAAUGGUGGACCCCAGAGAUUACGAUAGAUUGAGGUAUUUCCAGAUGAAUGGAGGACAGUCCAAUACUUUCGAAGAAACCAUUCAGAGGCUGAAGGUUCAAGAAGCAUUGAAGCAGAAGGAGAGAUUUCAUAAAGAGCACGAAGAUAUUUUGAGGGACAUCCGACAGGGAUUAAUGCAGUUGGGUCGAGACGGUCGAGGUCAGCUUCCUGGUGACGACACCUACAUGUAUGAUGAUGAUGCAAGGUGUGGGAUCGCAGGUGGUCUCGGACCAGGGCCAGGAGGUCAACAUUGGUACGACGAGCCACCUUAUGAAUCCGAUCCUGAAGAUUUCCUUAUGGGAGCUAGUGGAGGACCGGUUCCAACAACGACCAUUCAAAACGGAAAAGUUUGGUUCACAUUGAAUUUAAGACCGGAAAAUCGAGGUGAAAGAGUUAUUUCACUACCAACAGCCGGUGACAUUAGUCUACCGAGAGAUCGCUCUCGAAAAUCCGGUGAUCGUUCACGUAAAGCAUUAGCUUCGUCGACUAUGAGGGGUCUUAUCAUUUCACAGGGUCUCAACAAUCCACCGGCAAUCAUUCCUCUAACAAGAGCUUCCAGGGAAAGUGGAGAUUACGCGAGCAGUGACGUACAGAGCCGGAGUAGCGGCGAGGAAGGGUUGUCUCCCAGCCAAAGCAGCGACUACGAGGAUCAAGAAGAAUUAGAGAGUCAACACUGCGCUGCCAUCCACACAAGCAUCAACUCGUUCCAGUCGGAGGCAAGUGCAUUACUGGAUGGCGAUGGAAAGUCAGGAAUCGCGGGUCAAGCGAGGUACUUGAGGAAAGAUGUACAAAAAAAGAUAUCACGACUAAGACAGGACAGAGCGUCGUCGGAGGCAUUUCCUUGUAGUGCAAGCAGUGUUGAAAGUCUUCCAAGUGGAAGUGGUUCCAGUACACAAGCUUUGGUACGAGCGGGAAGUAAUCAUAGUUCGAUAUCCUGCGAAGAUAGGGAGGCCAUUAGUCCAACGUCCAUUGGUCCCGUUCUCUGUAGAGCGAGAGCACUAGUCGAUUACACACCCAGUCCAUAUGACAAGGACGCUUUGAAGUUUAAGAAAGGAGACGUUAUCGAUGUAGUGCAAAUGAACAAAAGCGGUUUAUGGAAAGGCGUUGUACACAAUAGAACAGGACACUUCAAGUUUAUAAACGUGGAGAUUCUGAAUGAGAGGGUACUGAGGCGAGGUGAACCGGAGCGAGGAAAGUGGGGCCACAGAUACAGACAGAAACCCGGAUCCGUUCAAGAGCUCUUACAAAGAAUGAAUCUCCAGGAACAUAUUCCGGUAUUCGUGCUGAAUGGUUACGAGGAUCUCGAGCUGUUUAGGGAGUUGGAGCCAGCGGAUUUAGACUACCUUCGCAUUCAUCAACCGGAACAUCGGGCUAAGAUCCUUACUGCCGUUCAACUUCUACAUGACCUACAAUCUGGAAGCGAAGGGGACUUAGCAUCAAGUUCUGAGGGCGAUGAGGUUGGCCGACUUGCGCCAACCUCAAGUCAGACAUCCGGACACUGUUCCCCGUUCAAUCGACGCCAAUUCCCCCGUGAUUCAGGAUGCUAUGACGCUCACAAUAAGAAUCCCACGAGACGCACUGUGAGUCCCGAUAAUACCACAAAAGUCAUAAGGGAGAAUAAUCUCGAUGUCAGCAGUGUUCAAAGUGGUGAUAACUUUAAGAAAUCAUCUUCAAGAGAGAUAUUACUGGUUUCGAUAAUGUUGCAGUAGAUUAUCCGUUCCAUCAAUUUUUAAGGUGCAUAUAAAAAAGGAAAGCGAGAGAAUGAAUGCAAAUGAAAAUGAAAUUUAGAUAAAUAGAGGGUGACAAGGAGAGAGAAAAAAAUAUGUUAAUUAAUAAUGAGUUUAUGAGAUUUUGUAUAAAUAGACACGACAGUGAUUUUAUUAGCUCGAAGGGCGGGUAUCACUCGAUGUAAAUCAUUUUACUUAUAGGCCCCGUAGUAAAUUAAUUCGCGAAUUUUAUAGUCACUAAAAUAAAAAUUUAAAGAAAAAUUAAAGCGAGGGAUAAAGAGAAUAAGAAAAUAAAUAAUGAAAAAUAAAAGAUGAAUGAGACAUGUAAAGUAAAUACGAAAUGAAAAAAAGUUAAUGAAUAAAGAGUUAAAUAAAUAAAAGAGUAAAUAAAGAAAAAUGUACAUAAAUAGAGCAUGAAGAAAGAAAGAAAGAGAAAAUUAUUCCUAAAGAGGCUAUAAGUCUGUUCUUAAUUGAAAUCGAAAAAUCAAUAAAUUAUUAUUAAAAAAGAAAAAAUAAUAAUAAACCUUGUUACGAAAGUUAGUAACGGUUUUUUCUUUGACCAGCGACUGCAAUUAUAAUAAUGAGCCAUCGAUUUUUAGUCUUUAUUCCGCCUGGAGCAUGAUGAGAUUUAAAUUAAAUAAAGGUCUAGUCCAGUAUAUAAAUGCGUCGAAUCGCGUAAAAUUGUAAAUAAAUAACAGUGGCUACAAUCGUUAACGAGGGCCACCCAAAGUUUUUCUAAACUGAUUUUAUAAUGUAUUAAUUAUUAUCUGAAAAAAAUGAUGAUGAGAUAAACUACGACUGUAAUUCUCAUUUCGUCAAGUUUUUACUACGUAUUGUUUCAGCGGUAAUAUUGUUAAUUUAUUGACUGUGAAUAGAAAUAAAAAUGACGAAGACUCAACAAA
This is a messenger RNA of Leptopilina heterotoma, 3166 nucleotides long. RefSeq names its product SAM and SH3 domain-containing protein 1-like. The transcript is spliced from 14 exons. The coding region runs from base 21 to 2246 and encodes 741 amino acids. NCBI's taxonomy places the organism in Eukaryota, Metazoa, Arthropoda, Insecta, Hymenoptera, Figitidae. The record is from RefSeq and is a predicted model, not a curated record. Gene Ontology annotation, molecular function: protein binding.